GUUACACAUCGCAUCACUCCCCUUCGCAUUACAGCCCGGAUUGAAGUGACUAGUCUCUUGACUUGACCGGCCGAUUCUCUGGCGCUGAGCCGCGGAACGUCAAAGAACGCUGUAUGAACGUCAAAGAACGCUAUAUGCAUUUGUUUCGUAGUAUAUAUGCAGUUCUCCUCGCCGCGAUCCCCGCUUAGGUAUAACGUUCGCUGAAUUCCGCGGCCCUAGACAAGCGAAUUCUUAGGCGCGCGGGGCUCUAGACCUGCGGAGACACAAUCGCGGGGAGACAGAAUUGUGGGAAGACACAAUCGGGCAGAAACACCAUUGCGCGGAGACACAAUUGCGCGGAGACAUAAGCGCAGAGCCCUAGGGGCUGGGAAUUAGCCAUGCGCUCGUAGGUAGCGGGGGAAACUUCCGCCGGGAAACAUUCCGCAGAGGAGGCAAGGGGGAAGCGGGGACAAGGCGCGGGGAGACACAAGGGCUCAGAAUCCCGGGGAUCGCGAUUAGCAAUGUGCGCUCGUAAAUAACGGGGAGAAACUUCCGCCGGGAAAAAACCCGCAGAGGCAAGGGGGAAGGGGGGAGAAAGCGCGGGGAGACAUAAGGGCUUGGAAUCCUGGGGACCGCGAUUAGCAAUGUGCGCUCGUAGGUAGCGGGGGUUACUUCCGCCGGGAAAUAUUCCGCGGAGUGGGGGAAGGGGAGAAGGAGGCAGAAAGGAAAGAUCGAGCAAUUGGGAUUGAGCGCCCUUAGAUUUCUAGGAGGACUCAAAUCCGUGCUUAUAACGGAAGGAAAAUAGAGAAGAAUUGUAGAGAACGGCGGCACAGAUGGCAGGCGGGGGAACGGGCGCAAUGUUCGCGCGCGAGGGGAUUCAAGCGGAGACAAUUCCGGGGAUCGGAUUGCGCGCACAGGGACUCCUGGCGGGAGGCGCGGGGAAUUUCUCCGCUGGAGCGAGGGGGGGAAUUCCGCCGGUUGCGGAAGCCGGCGCGGGGGUCGCGGGGAUCGGGUGGUCGGCGGAAAAGUACCGCGAUUUCGUGGAGAGUAUCGUGGAGGAAGGCGCGCGGCUGGCGCAGCAGCAGCGCGGGGGAAGUGGAAAUCCGCACAGGGGAAGCGGAAACGCGCAGCAGCAGCUGAAUCCGCAGGGCGGUCAACAAAGGCCGCGGAAACAACGGGCAGGAGGCGAGGGGGGAAUAAGCGGGGCGAGAGCAGCGAGGGGAGCGCAAUCUUGCGCCGACGGCGGAAUUGCUACGCGCGGAGGGAAUGCGUCGGCGGAAUUCGAACUUUCGCCGUCCGCGAAUAGCACUCCUGACGAAAUUGGUAACGGCGACUCGUCGCAGGCUGCAGCGCUGGCUUCUGUGUUACAAUUCUUCGCCGAAUCGUUGGCGCAACACGAGGGGGCGGCGGAAAAGGGGGCGGAAAUUCCAACGACUCCGAGAAACCGCGCGCAGGACAAAACGCGCACGCCGCGUGCCACGUCAGAUUCCGCGUCAGCGGCUCCGCAGAGCCGCGCAGAGGCAAGCGCGGGCGGAAAUUGUGCCGCGCGGGCUGCGGCAACGGGCGCGGACGGGGGGGAAUGUGCGAAAACGGAAGAAAUGUGGGGCGAAAGCGUGUCGAUUUCGGACCUUGGAACUUUUCGAAUGGGCAGACAAGAUUUUGUUCCGGCCAAGACUGGUGGGCUCUGCAGCGGAAUGGGCCAAGGGGCAAGCGGCGGGAACUGGAACGGGCAGACAAAGGGGCAGGCGGGCAAAGGAGUGCAGAAGAACAAGGGGAGGCAACAGCAGCAGCAGCAGCAGCAGCAGCAGGGCAGCUCUGGGUUGGGAAACCUGCCCAACCAACCCGGGCCCUCACCAAACCAGAAAGAUCUGCCGAACCUGCAGGGGCACUCCUUUCUUGGCAAGCACGCACUUACCUAUGGCCCCCCAUUGCUCCGACUACCUUCCCCCCGCGCGCCCUCCUCUGUCCCUGCCCUUUUUCCUGCCCCGAAACCUGCCCCGGUCACCAAGAAAUUUGUUCUCGUGGGGGCUCCUCCUCCCGCUGCUGCCACCGGUGCUGCCACCGGUGCUGCCACCAGUGCUGCUGCUGCAGCUGCUGUCUCCCCUGCUGCCCCUCCUCCUGAUGCUGCUGCUGUCACGCGGAAUCUUUCUCGUGGCAACCCCUUUCCAACGGCUAAAGAGGGGCCUCACGCCCCCCCCCCUCCGCUCGCCCCCCCUCCCCCGCCGUCCAUGCUUGGCUUAUGUGCGGGAAAGGGGGUGGAGCAAUGUGGGAGAGGGAUGGGGGGAGGAAUGGGAGGAGGAAUGGCAGGAGGGGCAGGAGAGGGGGGAGGUGUAAUUCGAAUGGAUGAGUUAAUGUUGAGGGCUAAUAGCGAGACUUUAAGCGCUAGUACACUGUCAGAAGGUGGGCAGCAGCAGCAGGUGGUGCAUGGAUGUGACUAUUCGCAGGGAGGUGACUAUUCGCGUGGUGAUUGUAACGAGCGAGGGUUUUCUAUGGGGAUGGAGUGUGACUCCGCUGAGGGGAAGGUGAGGAGACACCUGAUAAGCACCGGGGGUCAGGGCGAGGAGGCUGAGGGAAAAACAGCAGAAAAUACUGCUGCUGCUGCUGCUGCUGCUGCCCCCGUUGCAUUUUUUCCAUUAUCGAAGGAUGGUGCUGGCAGCAGUGGUGCCGCUGCUGGUACUGCUGCUGCUACUGCUGCUGCUGCCCAUGGUGCUGAUGGUGCUACGCUUUCGCUCCAAUUCAAGACACGCUCGGGUUUUGGAGCCGAUGCCUUUGGGAGAGCAGGUUCAGGAGGAGCGAUGGACGCAAUGGGAGGUUCGGUGUUCAGGUUCGGAUGCGGAUCGGGCCAAGGCUCGCAGCGAGUGCUGAACCAGGAGGAGGAGGAGAAGAAGGCUGGAGCAGCUGAAGGGGCGCAAGAGAUGCAGAUGGUUAACAGCGCUGGCGCUGAUGUGAUUGUACAAGGGGUGACAGUACUUGGUGUGGCUGCACACGGUGUGACUAAUGGGAGCGGCAAUGAGGGGGUGACUGGACAAUGUGACAAUGAGGAGGAUGGCACUAUAAUGAGCGAAGUGGAACAUGGAUUGUGGCUGUCGAGCCUGUCUGACUCCCAGGCCAAGCAGCUCGAGGCGUGGUUUGGCGAGGACCCGAACCUGACUCCAGAGCGGAGGACGAGGCUCGGCAACAGCCUCGGGCUGCAGCCUCAGCAGGUGGCUUCUUGGUUCCACCACCACUCCCUGCAGCACCGGGUGCAGCAGCAGCAGGCGGAGCUGGAGUCCCUCCGGUCGGCCUUCUCUCGUCUGCAAGCGUCAGCGAGUGCGAUCAGCACGGAUUAUGAGCUCUUGAAGGCGGACUACCACACACUGCUGGAUAAGAAGGAAGAGCUGACCAGCAAGCUGUCUGACGUGGCAUCCAGGCUGGCAACAAAGCAUCGCUCCUUGAGCUCUGGCCACCUUCCAGGUGGUUCUGGGGCAGGUGGCACUCGGGCAGUUGGGAUUCGGGCAGGUGGAAAUCGGCCAGGUGGGACUCGGGCAGGUGUUUCUGCGGGAGAGGGAGAAAAGAGGGCAGCAGCUGCAGGACUGGGAAGAAAAUAUAAGGUGGAGAAAGCGGGUGAACAUAAGGUUAAGUUAGAGAACGGGUCAGAAGAAGCAUCAGGAACAAUGAUGAGUGGUGGCUAUGGCGCUCAUAAGGAGCAUGGUGAGUGUGCUACUAUUGCAGUGGAAGAUGCUCCCUCUGCCACGGCUGCUGCUUCCCCUGGCACCGCAGCUGCUGCUGCUGCUGCUGCCGCCGCUGCUGUGGCUGCAGGGAAUGGGAAAGAAGCAGCAGAGAAGGAAAACGAGGAGGAGGAGGGUAGUGCCAAGAGCUUCCAGAACAGCAACCACGAAUCGAGUGCAGGGGAGACAAGGAGCGGCAAGGAGAAGGAGGAGGUGGGUAGCACCGAAAGGCGUGCUCCUGCUGGUGAUGCUGAUGAUGCUGAUGGUGGUGCUGGCGGUUAUGGGAGUAUGGCUGGUGCUCUGGAUGGCAAUGGUUGGCUUAAAGCUUCUGGAAGCACCACACUCUUGCAGCAGCAGCAGCGGCAGCAGCAGGAUCACCAGCCUUCACAGCAUGCUGACGCAGAAGCAGCAGCAGCAGCAGAAGCAGGAGCAGCAGCAGCAGUAGGAGGAUCAGCGGGAGCAGCAGCUGCAGAAGCAGGAGCAGGGGCAGUGGUGGCACUGCCAAUCCCACCAUCGGCACCAGCACUACAAAGCGAGCCUAAUUGCACUGCUGCCGCUGCCGCCACACCUGCUACUUUCUUAGUGUUUGAAUCCCUACAGACCUCUAUCUCGCCGGGUUCCUCCCCCACUCUCUCCUCCAUCUCCCCUCCCGCCUUCUCCCACCACAACUACUCUACUCUCUCACCCACGGACUCCUUGCACUUAGCUAAGAGGCAGAAGAGACGUCGCGACGGGCUGGUGGCAGGACCGCAAGCAGAAGCAUCAGCAGCGGGAGCCACAGAAGCAGCAGCAGGUGGGGCCACAGCAGCAGCAGGAGCGCUAGCAAGCCCUCUUGGUACCUCCCCAACCACCUCUCCUUCCCAACACCAUCCUGAGUUUGGAGCAGCAGGCACUCCUCAAGACAACCGGGGGCUAGUUCUGUCACUAAGUGCCCCUGCCCCCGGUUUCACUGCCGCACCAUCUGCUAUUGCCGAUGCUAGUGCCGCUGCUGCUGCUGUUGACACUGAGGAGCAUAACCGGAGUGACGGCUGCAGAGGAACCCAAAACCCCGAAAUGGCCAGGCCCGCUGUGGCGGCUGUGGCUCCCGUGGCUGACACCUAUAACCCGCAAGAACAAGGUAAAAGCAGCUGGGCGCAAGAUUCGCCUAACUUUACCAAGCUUGAUACCCUAAGAGCCCCCGACCUAUUUCCAGAGCUGCCCAGUAAGCCACCGAACCUGCUGGUCAGGUUCGGAGAGCAUGGAGAUGCCGAGCCUGUUUUUUCUGGAAUGGAGGGCCUUGGGGACCUCAACUCUCCCCACGGAUUCUGGGAAUGAUCCGAAUAAUACAUUGUCUUUUCGUUUGUGUUGUGCUCUUAAGGUUUCUUGCUUGUUUCUGAAGCUAUGUUUGUUUCUGAAGCUGUGAGGCAUGUUUUGCUUUUCUUAUAGUGCUCCUUUCCGGAACAAGGGUAGUUGCACCUUAGUCCUGAGUCCUGAGUUGAGCUUCUGCGAAAAAAGAGCAACGUGUUCGUGC
Closterium sp. NIES-67 is the source of this 5196-nucleotide messenger RNA. Lineage: Eukaryota; Viridiplantae; Streptophyta; Zygnematophyceae; Desmidiales; Closteriaceae. The record is from the annotation of a GenBank genome assembly.